AUAUUUUUGAUGUACAUUGGUCGAAGAAGUCGAUGUGUUUACCUCUCUGAGCGUUUUCAGCAUGCACGUGUUCUCCUGAUCACGGUGCUUGCUUUGCCGUGCCGCUAGUUUUUUUUUUUUUGAGUUUUUGGCGGUACGGAUUCUUGAUCUUUUGUCUACAACUUUUUUUUAGGAAUUCUAUGUUUUUCUUUGAGAAAAGGUGAAAGUGGGUGGUUUCAAACACCACACCACUCACCCCCUGCAUGUCUUAGGAAAUGAAGUAUCCGUGUUUGAAUUUUUAUUUUUUGUCGAUUUGAUGCGUCAAUUUUGCAAGAGGGGGUUUUCCCUCCUUUCUGUAUUAAUAGAAAACCUUCGGCACUACAAACUUCAGCCUUACAGAAAGCAUAACAAAUUGAACCAAACAAGGCCUUCUUAGAUUCUUUAUGAAACCAUAGCUGUUAGCUACAGCAGAAAAGGGAUGAACAAUGAAGAAACCGCGGCAAAAUGCAGACAAAUACUCCCUAAUCAUCGCAACAACGCCAUAACAUAUGCAAACUGCUAACAGAAGCCUGAACCUUUGUUGCACAUCCAUUAGGUUUGAUCCGAGCUUUUGAGUCAAUAAAGUUCUUUUUUUGCCGGAAAACAAAGUUCUCUUUAUUGUACAAAAUACAGAAUGUAAGCUAGUUAAUUGCAGUACAAAGAUUACAACACGAUGUAGGAGAACUUUAUAUCGGAAUGAACUCUACUACCAUUACACAGGAAGAAACACAAGACAAUAUAAUUAAGCAUGGUUUUUUGGUCUUUGACCACAUCGCCGAGGCUCAAAUUGAUAAGAUCAUAGAGUGCCACCUGAGUCAACCUAUUUGACCCUAGAUGUAGAGCGACUUUCUGCAAAGUUGCCUAGGAGUUCAAAAAGUAUCACAUCAGUUAGAUCCUCGGGACAAAUAUUUUGAAUGCUUGAUAUGUAUCCACAAAUUCCAUGAAAUAGUAGCAACAAACUCAGAAGAAAAUUCUACUCGAAGUGACAGUAAAGCAUUUCACAUAUAACAUGUUUAGACCUUUUAUAUUCUUCUUCUAUAUUGUGACUCCACCCCUUAGGAACUCUACGGUAUUAGAAAAACAAUUAUGCCAAGUAUUUAAAAGUCUUUUACUUCUUUUUAAUGCCAAAUUUAAAAAAUGAUAUGGGCUAGAUCUGAUCUCUCGGGUCAACUCUGGGGAUCAACACAACUCAAGACGAAAAGGAUUUAGUUUGAAUCACUAGAUGAAUAUCACCCUCAUCUAAUAAGAGAACAACAUGGUUAGAGACAUCUCGACUAGGGUCUUCGCAGGAGGUAAAGGAUGAUCUAAACGCUCUUAUAUUUCUUUAGAGAGAGAGAGAGAGAGUAGUUACUAAGAUCCUAUCAUGUUUUUUAAAAAAGGUAUUGACUUAGUUGUUAGAAUAACAAAACUUAUCCCAGCCAAAGCCAAUUUCUAUCAUAUAGCAAAAAUUUAUCCCAGCCAAAGCCAAUUUCUAUCAUAUAACAAAAACUUAUCCCAGCCAAAGCCAAUUUUUAUCAUACCACAAUGUUCAGUGAUUGAAUUUAAGAGGUAUGUCCAUUAGAACAUUUCCUAACUUUAAUUAGAUCCCUGACUCUUCUAGUUAUGUUAAAAAUCACGAUCGAUAAAAAUGGGUAAUCUUUAUAACCCAAAACAUGACCUAACUGAAAUCAUAAUUAUCUUCAGAAUCAGAAGCACUAUAAAUAUUAACUUUGGUUCCUAUUUAAACUUGUAGGUUUAUCCAUAGUAAGCAUUCUAGUACAGAAUUAGCAAUAAACACCCCCACUUCAAAACUAGGGCCAGCAGAUUUCGCAAGAUUAGAUUACGGGAAACUGCCGACAGAAUAUGCUAUGUGCAGAAUCACUUGUUCAGUCAGAAUCAACUAUGUGUAGAAUCACUUGCUCAGUUAUUUGCAGCUGCAGCUGCAGCAAUCUAAGAUUGAUGUAUAAGUUGUGUUCUAAAAUGUCAGUAAUGUCUCUAGGCUGAAAUUGCUAACAAUUAGUUGUUACAAACUAUUUUACCUCGGAUACGGGCACUAGGGUGAUUUACGAGUAUCAUCAAGUGUGAAUCUUAUAAUAAAAGAAUGUUGUGAAAUUGACCUCCCCCCCUCACAUAAGAUUAAUAUUUUUCUCAGCUGAAUAUAAGGUAUAUUGGUCUCCAUGCAAGUCAAACUUAUGUAUGUUUGACCAAGAUUAUAGAACAAGAUAUCAAUAUAUGUAAUACACAAUAAAUAAAAUGUGGAAAUACUUUUCAUGAUGGAUCUAGUGAUACAAAUUUGGUACUAUUGAUGGUUUUCUAAAAACUUGGUCAAACAAACACUUGUUUGACUUUUGAAAAAACUAACACAUCUUAUAUUUUGGAAUGGAGGGAGUACUAAACAACUCGAACAUCUACACGUGUACUUUUAGCAUUUGAACACGUGUCUACCUGUGAAAACCUCAAAAAGUAAAAUAAAAAAAUUAACAUAAAAAUCCCAUUCAAGCAAUAACUGUGACUUUAAGUUAGGAUUGCGCAUGCGAAAACGACACCGUAUCCAAAGAUCCAGCAGAACUAGUUUCUUACGUAAAAGCUCGCUAAAUUUGUUGCCGUAGCACAUCAACACCUUUCUUUUAUUACGGGAGCACACCAGCACUUAAAACAAAAGACUCAUUAGAAAAUUGCACUCCACAAAGGAAUCGUCCCAUGAAUCAAACACAACUCUCCUACACUACACAAGACACAUCCACACAAAGUAUCAUAGUAUACAUCUACACCGGACACAUCGCCCACGGGAAUCAGAUCCAAUCGAUGUUGUGUUUUUUUUCUUAAAUAGAUCCAAUCGAUGUUGAACCCCUUGUCCACAAGCGUUUCGUUUACUAUACCCUCCGUAGCCCCCGACCAGCCAACCGUUUUCCGAGCCCAACUUCCCGGAAGUGCAAGCGUGCCCAACCACUGUCACGUCCACCCGGGACCCGCCCGUCCCUUGGCCCCACCCGGCAGCCUCCCAGCGGUUAACAAGGGUCUCGCUGUCCCGGGGAAUCGGUGUCGUCGGCACUUGGACUCGCCGAGAGCAGAGCGGAGCCGAGCGAGCACCACUCCCCUGUUUCCUCGUGCGUCGCGUGUGUCGCGGCGGCAGCGGGGCGGAGCGGAUCGGCGGCGAUGGCUCCGAGGGAACAGGCGGGCGCCGGGGCCGCGGGCGGCGCGGCGGAUCCGGAGGCCGACAUCGAGGCCCCUCUCAUCUCCUACAGCUCCUCCUUCUUCUUCCAGGACGGCGCGGCGGCGGGGGCGGGGGCGGGGCCGGGAGGCGAAGACGGCUCCGGCGACGAGGAGCAGCGGCGGAACCGGCGCAGGUUCCUCCUCGGCGGCCAGCUGCAGUCCAACGCCACCUCCCAGGUCGCGCUCGUCGGCACCGACUUCUGCCCCAUCGAGAGCCUCGACUACGAGUUGAUCGAGAACGACGUGUUCAAGCAGGACUGGCGGGCGCAGGGGCGGGGCCACAUCCUGCGCUACUUCGCGCUCAAGUGGGCGCUCUGCUUCCUUGUCGGCGCGCUCACCGCCGCCGCCGCCUUCGUCGCCAACCUCGGCGUCGAGAACGUCGCCGGCGCCAAGUUCGUCGUCACCUCCAACCGCAUGUUCGCGCGCAGGUUUGAAUCGGCGUUUCUGGUCUUCCUGUUUUCGAAUUUCCUGCUCACAAUGUUCGCCACGGUGCUGACGGUGUACGUGGCGCCCGCGGCGGCCGGCUCCGGCAUCCCGGAGGUGAAGGCCUACUUGAACGGCGUCGACGCACCCAACAUUUUCUGUUUCAAGACUCUGGUGGUGAAGGUUGUGGGAUGCAUUGCUGCAGUAUCAUCAUCACUGCAUGUGGGAAAAGCUGGUCCUCUGGUACACACAGGUGCAUGCAUUGCAUCAAUACUUGGGCAAGGUGGCUCGCGUAAAUAUCGCAUGACAUGUAAAUGGCUAAGGCACUUCAAGAAUGAUAGGGAUCGGAGGGACCUUGUCACUUGUGGUGCUGGUGCUGGUAUUGCUGGUGCUUUCAGGGCUCCAGUCGCCGGAGUUCUUUUUGCUCUGGAAACAGUGUCUUCACGAUGGAGGAGUGCCCUACUCUGGCGAGCUUUCUUCACAACGGCAGUUGUUGCCGUUGUGCUUAGGGCAUUAAUAGACAUCUGUAAAAGAGGCCGGUGUGGCUUGUUCGGGAAAGGCGGUCUUAUAAUGUUUGAUGUGACUUCGGGCUAUGUCAACUAUCAUGUGAUUGAUUUACCUCCGGUAAUCACUCUAGCAGUUUUUGGAGGAGUACUGGGGAGCUUGUACAACUUCUUCCUUGACAAGGUUCUUCGUCUCUACAAUGUUAUCAACGAGAAAGGUCGAACUUACAGACUACUCCUGGCUGCAACAGUCUCCGUCUGUACUUCAUGUUGCCUCUUCGGCUUACCAUGGCUUGCAGCUUGCAAACCUUGCCCAGCUGACUCAAGAGAAGCUUGUCCAUCAAUAGGGAGAUCUGGAAAUUUCAAGAAGUUCCAGUGUCCAAUGCAUAACUACAAUGACUUGGCUAGCCUGUUCUUUAACACCAACGAUGACACCAUUAGAAACCUCUACAGUAACGGCACUGACCAUGAGUUCCAUAUCACCUCGAUCCUUGUGUUCUUUAUUGCAUCAUAUUUUCUGGGCAUUUUCAGCUAUGGCCUCGCCUUACCAUCUGGCCUUUUCGUACCUGUUAUUUUAACUGGUGCAGCUUACGGUCGUCUGGUUGGCAUGCUGAUUGGGUCGCAAUCAACUUUGGAUCAUGGUCUUUUUGCGGUUCUUGGUUCUGCUGCCCUUCUAGGUGGAUCGAUGAGAAUGACUGUCUCAGUUUGUGUUGUCAUCCUAGAACUGACAAAUAAUCUGCUGAUGCUUCCUCUGGUUAUGCUGGUCCUUAUCAUAUCAAAGACAGUGGCAGAUGCUUUUAAUGCAAAUGUCUAUGAUCUGCUUGUUAAAUUGAAGGGUUUUCCUUUUCUUGAAGGGCAUGCUGAACCCUACAUGCGACAACUGUCAGUUAGUGAUGUUGUAACUGGCCCUCUACAGACAUUCAAUGGCAUAGAGAAGGUUGGCCGUAUUGUGGAUACCUUGAAGGCAACCGGUCAUAAUGGUUUCCCUGUCGUUGAUGAGCCACCGUUUUCAGAUACUCCUCUGUUAUAUGGUCUAGUUCUUCGGUCGCACCUGCUUGUUCUGUUGAGGAAGAAAGAGUUCAUCAGUAGUUCCACAGCUUCAGCAUCAGAUGCUUCAAAGCAUUUCUCACCUGAGGAUUUUGCUAAACGUGGUUCAGGAAAGCAUGACAGAAUUGAGGACAUUGAAUUAACUGCAGAAGAACUGGAAAUGUUUGUAGACUUGCAUCCUUUCACAAACACAUCUCCUUACACUGUGGUUGAGACCAUGUCCUUGGCUAAAGCUCUUAUACUUUUUCGUGAAGUUGGAUUAAGACACCUUUUGGUUCUUCCAAAAACUUCCAAGAGGGCGCCUGUUGUUGGCAUAUUAACACGGCAUGACUUCAUGCCUGAGCACGUAUUGGGUCUCCAUCCGUACCUGUUCAAGAGCAGAUGGAAGAAGGUGCGAUUUGGCAAGACAGCCUUCUCCAACUUCUUUUGACAAUUGCCAUAGUAGCUAAUGAUUCGGAGAAUUAACCAAGCGACAGCAUCAGUACAUUGUAUGGGAACCAUCGGGUGGUAGUUUAUACCAACCAUAUACGUAUAAGCUAGUUGUAUUAUAGCGGCAAUAGCAUUUUCUGGUAUCACAUUACAAUGUAUGUUGCUCCUGAGAGAUGUUCUGAAAUAUGAAAUAUACACACGAGGAUUUCCAUUGCAACCUACAAUGAGAUCCGUUCGAAGGAGCCUGUUUCUGAUGGUUCCUCGCGGAUGUGAUUAUCAACAAUAACCCGCACAUUGUGAUCA
Molecule: messenger RNA, 5915 nt
Organism: Triticum urartu
Lineage: Eukaryota; Viridiplantae; Streptophyta; Magnoliopsida; Poales; Poaceae
Source: RefSeq, a predicted model, not a curated record